GUCAUUCGUAAUUUAGGGAAGCUUGUAGCAUGAUGGGGAACAGCGAUCCUCAUUUAUAGAAUGAUAGAACAAUCUGGAUAAAUGGCGAUUUUCAGAAGGAAACUGUACCAGCAAUGUUUUCUGUUUUUUGUUUUGUUUAUUCCACUAUCAGGUGUUUUAUGUUUCAAUGAACUCUCCUUCAUCAUCGAGCCCAGUGAUAUUACAGUGAUACCCAAGGAUCCAGUGGUCCUGGACUGUGUUGCCCACGGACAGCCUCCCAUCGUCAUCAGAUGGCUGAGGAAUGGAGUCAGGCUAGCGGAGAGCGAGCGGCUUCAGUUCCUGUCCAACGGCUCACUGUACAUACCGGAGGUCAGGGGGGAUGGAGAAGGGUCGGACGGAGGGUUCUAUCAGUGCCUCUCCCAAAACAAAUAUGGAGCCAUUCUAAGCCAAAGAUCCCGCCUGAUUAUCGCAAAUAUCUCACCAUUCGUGGUGCAGCCCGUGCUUUUGGAAGUGACCGAGGGUUCCGUGGCCAGGUUCACCUGCCAGGUGACCUCUAACCCUCCUGCCACCAUCACCUGGGAGCUAGACCAAAGCACACUACCGUUGGAGACAGACAGAAUCACAGUCCUGCCCAACGGAGCUCUCCAGAUUCAAAACGUCCAACUAGAGGAUGCUGGGAAGUACCGUUGUGUGGCCACCAACAUCGGCAACCGCGUCAAGAGUAGAGAGGCAAUGCUCUCCGUCAUCAACCCAGGUUCUGGCCCUAAACCGCGUCAGAGGCCCCGGAUCAUAGCGGGCCCCCAAAACAUGACGGCUUCCCUCCACUACACCGUGGUCCUGGAGUGUGUUGCUACGGGCAACCCCAGACCCAUCAUCUCCUGGAGCCGGGCCGACAGUAAACCCAUCGACGUGUUCAAUGCCAGGGUGCUGGGCAGUGGAAACCUGGUAAUCAGUGAUGUGAAGCCUCAGCACAGUGGAGUCUACCUCUGUAGAGCCACCACCCCAAGAACACGCAACUACACCAUCGCUGCUGCCAACCUCACCGUGCUAGAGCCCCCAUCACUGGUGGAGAGACCCGAGAGCCAGACCCGUCCCAGGGCUGGCACUGCCCGCUUCAUGUGCCAGGCUCAGGGGGUGCCCCCGCCACGCAUCACCUGGCUGAAGAACGGAGAGGAGGUGCACCUGAACGGCAGGAUCAAGAUGUACAACAGUAAAUUGGUGAUCACUCAGAUCACAACGGAGGACGAUGCCAUUUACCAGUGUGUGGCGGAGAACGACCAGGGCAGUGUUCUGUCCCUGGCACGYCUCAUCGUGGUGAUGUCUGAGGACCGGCCCAGCGUUCCCAGGAACAUCCACGCCGAAACCAUCUCCUCCUCAGCCAUCCUACUGGCCUGGGAGAGACCCAUCUACAACGCUGACAAAGUCAUCGCUUAUUCUGUACACUACAUGAAGGCUGAGGGACUAAACAAUGAGGAAUACCAGGCGGUGAUUGGCAACGACACGACCAGCUACAUUAUAGAUGACCUGGAGCCAUCUUGGAACUACUCUUUCUACAUGGUGGCUUAUAUGCCGAUGGGAGCUAGCCGUAUGUCUGACCGAGUCUGUCAACACACUCUGGAGGACGUGCCCCUGCGAACCCCAGAGCUCAGGCUGACCAGCCAUAGCCCUACAGACAUUCAGGUUUUGUGGCAGCCUCUACCAACCAAACUGUCCCGUGGUCACAUCUGGGCCUAUCGUCUGUCCUACCGCACGGCUGCAGACGCCACGGUUCUGUCUGUGGAGCUGGCCCAGAACGACACCCAGUACCUCCUGGGAGACCUUCGGCCUGAUACCGUCUACCUGCUCCGGAUCGCUGCAGCCACCAGGGUGGGGUGGUGUGAACCCUCCUCCUGGACUUCCCACCGCACUCCCAAAACCUCAAGCAUCAAAGUGCCACCUGCCCCACUGCUGCAGGCAACUGGAGCCUCUCAACUGCACUCCAUCUUGGUUCGAUGGGCAGCCAUCUCCAGCCCCGUGGUCGUCCAGGGUUACCGGCUCUGUUACCAUGAAGGAGGGUCAACCAGAACAGCCCUCCAUCCAGCUCCAGCCUGGAGGACACAGAAUACACCAUCAGUGGUCUGGCUGAGGGCCGCUGGGCCAGAGCUGCCCUAUGACACCCUGGCCACCCAACCCCCCACCCACCCAAGGAGGAAGUACCAGGUGAAACUGUUAGCAUUAAGCCUUGUAGGAGAUGGUUACCAGGCCGACCAGACACUCAGCACCCCAGGAUGUGUGUCAAUCCGAGACCACCCGGUGGCCCAGCCUCCAGCCCCGGACCAUGUGACUGCGGUGGCUAACAGCUCGUCAGCGGUGUACCUGCGUUGGAGCCGUCCCGCCUUCGCCUCUAGGAAGGUUGUCAGCUACACAGCUCGCUGUACACCUGUGGGCCUGAUGAACGCAUCAGCCGUACGCUACAUACAGACUACCAAUCAGACUGUGGUGAUACAGGGUCUGGAACCCAACACACGCUAUGAGUUAGUGGUGCGUCUCCAUGCCGACCAGCUGUCCAGUCCCUGGAGUUCUGUUGUCCACCAGAGGACCCUUCCUGCAGCGCCCAGCCAUCCACCUGAAGGUGUGAGGGUGUCUCUGAUUGAGGACRGCACAGCCCUGGUUUCCUGGAGGGAACCAGAGGAGAACAACCUGGCAGUGACACACUACACCAUCCUGUACGCCUCACAGCAGGCCUGGGUGAGUAUGGACAUGGCAACACUGCAGAGGGAGGGAAGUAACACCGUGGUCCUGCUGGAGCGUCUGGAGCCUGGUAACGUCUACCUGGUGAAGAUCUCUGCCUCCAACCUGGUGGGAGACGGGCCCUUCUCUACCACUGUGGAGCUGGCCCUGGGUCCUGGGCCUAGACAYAGAGGGAAGAGCCCCAGGCAUUCAGACAGCGGAUCCUCCUCGGACACUACAGUGUUCUCUGAUGGCCUAUACCACAUGGACCAGAAGUCCAUGACAGGCAUCAUGGUGGGGGUCUGCAUCACUCUGGCUUGUAUCGCCAUCUGUGCCCUCAUCCUCAUCAACAAAGGCAGAUCCAGGAAAUCGUCCAUCUGUAAGAUCAUGGACGUAGUGAACGGUGAGAGACCCCAUGGUCCACGUGCUGGUUUGGCCCUGGCCAAUGAACACCAGGCUGACAACAUAGAGGCCCUGAUCCCUGUGAUGGCACAACACUUCAUUGAUGCCAAGGGUGGUUCUAACCUGGCGAUUAGUAGAACAGGUCCAGUCAAUGGCAGCAAGCGCGGUAAGAGAUGGCAAUUCUUCAAGAGGGAGAGACGWAAUACAAAUACAAGCCAGGCUGAGAACAGAGUGUGUCUGUACGAGGCAGGGAAGACCAUGCUGUGUUACGAGGAUAAGGUAGACGCUCCGCCCCUCCAGCCUUCCAGCCUGCAGAUCCUGUUCGGGCCACUAGGGGGCUUACAGAGCUCCGUGGGUAGCAGUCAGGGAAGCAGCUCUGGGACCACUGAGACCAGCGAAGGAAGCCACGAGACAGGAGACUCCGGUCACUACUCCAACGAAGAGAUGAGCAACGCGAGUGAGAUUGAGUAACCCGUCCACAGCUGCGUUCGGGCCGUAAUUCCAGGCAUCCGUCCUUCGGGUCGGAGUUGGACGACAGCUCAACUCCAGAGGAUGAAGAGUGUUUAGAAGUGGAGGAAGAAGGAAAGCCUGGUUUUAAAGUGGAAUCUGAGGUGACGACACCAAGCCAAUCCUUACCACCAUCACCUCCACCGGCCUGGUCAUGACACUGUCCAGCUGCCCUCACAUCCCUGCUCCCUCUCGGCUGAGGAAGCUGCUUAUCCUGCCCAGGGCACGGUCCAGUCAGCAGGCUCCUCCUGACCAUAAGCUACCCAGCCUGAAUGUGACUUAUCUACAGCUGAAGCUGCCCACUUCUCUCCCUUCUUGGCCUCCUGAAAACAGGCCCUUCAGCAUGGAACAUACAAGGAGUUAUGAAGAGGGAUCAGGAAGUUGAGGAUUGAGGAGGAAACAGGUGUUUUCUUCAGGUCUACCUCAGGAUAUUUGUAAAUGAAUGUUGUUGUUUUCCUGUUUMAUUUUGAUCUAAUUUUCAGUCUGUCUGAUUUUCGUCUGUGUGUCUGUUCGGUCUUUAGGGCUGGUUUWUGAACACAGAUCAAGCCUUGUCCUGGAUUGGUGACAGGUAUGUUAUGGGAUCCUGAAAAGCAUGUUUAGUGAUAUUCUCCAUUCAAAGGGGCUUCUUUGUACAGGACCAGGCUUAAUCUGUGUCCGGAGAAACGAGUCCUUAAUGUCUGUUCUAAACCAAAGCUCACGCCAAAAAUGAAUGUUCAAAAGAAUGUCAAAAAAUGUAUUGCUUUUGUGAUCCAUUUUCUUCUAUGUUAAAGUAGAUGUAUUUCUUCCACUAAAGUAGAGGGUGUAGUUGGUGACCCCUCAUUGCUGAUUGUCUACCUCAGUGACUCUGAUUGUAUAUAGUGCUACCUCAUCUUAACAGUAUAUUGUGCAGUACUGUAUAUAGUACUACCUCAUCUUAACAGUAUAUUGUGCAGUACUGUAUAUAGUACUACCUCAUCUUAACAGUAUAUGGUUGAAAGCUUUAACUCUUUGUCUGUCUUUCAGACGAUUGUUCUCCGUUUGCGUUCUAUCUUAUAUCACUGAUACCAAACGCAGCAGUGACACAGAUGUCCCACGGAGCAAAAAACUAGUUCAAUCAAUGUUGUUUCCACGUCAUUUCAACAACAAAAAAUUCAAUGUGAUAACAUUGAAUCAAUGUGAAAAACUGAUUGGAUUUGAAAAAAAGUCAUCACUGUAAGAGAAUUUAAUAUUUUUUCAGCUUUUAACCAAAGUCCAAUGACAUGGCAGCAUUUUUUUGUUGAUUUCAUGUUGAAUUCAUGUUAGUUGACAACUCAACCAGAUAUAAUUCAAAACUAGACGUUGAACUGACGUCUGUGCCCAGUGGGGUGCUAUCAGAUGCCUUCUAUCUAGCUCAUUGAUGCUAAAAGCAGCGGUGACACAAAUGUGCUAUUAGAUGCCAAAGAGUUGUCUACUUCCUCAAAUGGGGAGGACUGAUGGGUCCUUCAGAUAGAUCAGAUGGGAGGACUGAUGGGUCCUUCAGAUAGAUCAGAUGGGAGGACUGAUGGGUCCUUCAGAUAGAUCAGAUGGGAGGACUGAUGGGUCCUUCAGAUAGAUCAGAUGGGAGGACUGAUGGGUCCUUCAGAUUGAUCCUUGGAAUGAUGUAAUUUGAAGCCAGGGUUGGGAUCUGUUUCAUUUCAAAUGUCAAUUAUGGAAGUAAACUGACAUUCCAAUUCCAAUGCUUUUCAAUGAGCAAAGUUGGCAUUUUGAAUUUUUGUUAACUUCUAGAAUUGACUGAAUUGGAAUGGAAUUGAGUCCAACCCUGACAGUAUUUGCUACUCACACAGGACCAAAGAAUCCAGUCAGUGUAUUGACAGUGAUUGUAGGUGGAAGAUGUUUUUUUAUUUGGGGGGGAUUUUUCAUCCAUCAACCAGAUUCUAACCUGGCUACUACGAUAUUCUGUAUUCUAACCUGGCUACUACGAUAUUCUAUAUUCUAACCUGGCUACUACGAUAUUCUAUAUUCUAACCUGGCUACUACGAUAUUCUGUAUUCUAACCUGGCUACUACGAUAUUCUAUAUUCUAACCUGGCUAAUACUAUAUUUCAGUGUGACAAUACGACAAGGAUUCUGACUAUCAAAUCGAUAACCACUAUGUGUGAAGAGCAACAUAAUCAAGUUUUAUAUCUUUGAAAAACAAAUAAUCUUAACCAAAGAAUAAUUUAAAGUCACCGUUGUUUAUUCAUUAGUUCUUUGGUUUAUUUAUUUUUUUGCAUAACAGUUUUUGCAUAAUGUGAUAUGUUUCUAGGAUUUUGAUUCACUGGAAAGGGCAUUUUACAGUCGAUUCGUUGUGAUGSCAAGUUCCAUUUUGUUUAGAGCGGCUUGAGAGGUCAAAAAGUGUUCCGUUUAGUUGUCGAUGUGAUUGUUGUUCAAGAGAUUUCACCUUAAAGAUCUUUAAAAGUUAACUUUGGGACUUUUAAAACAUGUAUUAUUGUUUUGUUCUUUUAGGAUAAUUUUAUUGAGUAUUAACGCAUAUUUUUCAUAGAUGGAUAUAAGAAAAGAUUGGGCUAUUUUCCCUCCGUCUGUGUUCUCAGAGCCUGUGCCAGUAGCAGGUUAGUCAGUUUGCCUGUUGCCUGUUGCCAUUGCAGGACACCAAUUGAACAUUUUGAAUGUGUUGCUUAUUUUUAUUAUUUGACUUAUUUUUUAAUUUCCUGCUUUUGUAAUGCAUAUUUACCAUACCAUAUCAUUUAGAAUUGUUUCCCUCAAUUGUUAAAACAAAGGUGUUUCUGUGUUACAAUGCACAAGCCAAACUGUUUGGUCCUCUCAAGAUUGUCUCAUCAUUUGAAUAAAACUGUUCCUGAAAAACUA
Salvelinus sp. IW2-2015 is the source of this 6419-nucleotide messenger RNA. Lineage: Eukaryota; Metazoa; Chordata; Actinopteri; Salmoniformes; Salmonidae. The record is from RefSeq and is a predicted model, not a curated record.